AUGACAUUAUUUUCUUUUAAAUCAACAAACAAAAUAACACAAAAUUUGUAUCUUGGAGAUGUAAAAAUUGCUCGAAGUAAAUAUUUUCUCGAAAAUAAUAAUAUUCAUGGCAUAGUUAAUGCCACUACUAACGAGCCAAACGCCUAUCCUGAAUUAUAUGAUUAUUUGCGUAUAAAUAUUGACGAUGAACCAAGCGAGCAAAUUCAUCCAUUUUUUCAAAUUGUCUUCGAAUUCAUACGAUGGCAUCAUAGCCUUGGUCAUAGUGUAUUAAUUCAUUGUCAAAUGGGUAUCUCACGAAGUGCAACCCUCGUCAUUGCAUAUUUGAUGAUUGAUGGACAUAAGACACUUGGCGAAGCUUUUCAACAAGUCAAGAGUGUGCGAGAACAAAUCGAUCCUAAUGAGGGUUUUAUGAAACAAUUACGUGAACUUGAAAUAUCAUUGUUUGGCGAAACAAUGACUCUGGAACGUAUUACGUUUCAAGAUCUUAGUAUCGAUGAACCACCUAAAGUUGUUAUGGAUCGUGUGCUUAUGGUUCUCGAAGACUUCGUUACAGCUUUUGCUGAUGAUGCAUCUCCGCAGACACUCGACCUGCUCAAAGAUAAACUUCUUAGAUUAGCUGACAAAGUUAAACGUAAUAAUGUCACUGAUUUAUUGUCCAAUGGUAUUUACAGAUGUCUACGAAUGUUCGGAGAUGAUGAGUCAUUAGAUCAAGAAGCAAGAGUUGGUUUAAAACAAGCAUUUUCUGUAUUGUGUACUUUCUAUAAUGUUGAUAUCAAUGAUUGUCUCAAUAAUUUGACUAACAGUGAAGAUUGGAAAGAUCUCUGCAUUGAUGUACCAUUAGUUUAUCGAUGGAUCAAUCAUCUACGAGACCAAAAUUCUUCUGUGGACAUAUCAUAA
This is a messenger RNA of Rotaria sp. Silwood2, 897 nucleotides long. NCBI's taxonomy places the organism in Eukaryota, Metazoa, Rotifera, Eurotatoria, Philodinida, Philodinidae. The record is from the annotation of a GenBank genome assembly.